AUGUGCGCCGACGACCCUUGCGAGCGGCCACCCCGCGCGUGCGGAGAAGACGCCGUGGCUGGGGGUCCAAGUUGUAGGCGCCGCUGGGUGCGCAGCAAUCCUUCACUUUCAGAGCGUCAGCGACGACGUCUGCACAUCGCAGAUUUCAGGCUGCGUUGCCUGAGGCCGCGCGGAGCAGCAAGUUGUACCUGGCCACGUCGUUGACAUUUGGCAUUUAGUUAACUAAUGAAGGUCCCAAAUGAGUACGGCCUAAGACGCACAUGGUUCGACCUCGAGCACAACUGCUUGUGGGCGGCGAAAGCAGAGUCAAAACCCACGCCUUACACCGCCAUCGUGAGCUCUGGACCAAUCGCAAUCAGCCUCCUGUUUUUCGGCAGCGCUAACACACUUCCAUCCUUGGCAACAGAAUGCCUUGAGCAAGCAACCUUGCCUGCUUGAUCAGUUGACCAAACUUACCAAUUCAUAUGAAUAGCCGGCCAUCAUGUGGGUUCGGAUCUUGUCUCGUCUCUCUUCAAGGUCGUGGCAGCCAUGGCGGAGCUGAAGCUUCUCUUCUCCCUCACCUUCCUCAUCCUGGCCCGUGUCUCCGGUGCGAACUCUUUCUCAUCAUCAUCAUCAGCCAACUUCACCUCGAUGUUCGCCUUUGGGGACUCGUACAUCGACACCGGCAACUUCGUCAUCAUGGCGACUCCCGUCAUUCCCGUGUGGAUCGACAAGCCUCCCUACGGCAUGACCUUCUUCGGCCGCCCCACCGGGCGCACCAGCGAUGGCAGGGUCACCAUAGAUUUCUUCGCCGAGGAGUUUGGCCUCCCGUUCCUCCCAGCUUCCCUGUCGAACAGCUCCGACAUCGCGCAAGGCGUAAACUUCGCCGUCGGUGGCGCGACGGCGAUCGACGUCGGCUUCUUCGAGAGGAACGGCCUGGUCCCGUUCAAGCUCCUCAACAACUCGCUGGACGUGCAGCUGGGCUGGUUCGAGGAGCUCAGGUCGUCGCUCUGCAACAACGCCACGGAAGCUGCACAAGGAUCGGGGGGCUGUUUCGGCAAAUCACUUUUCAUCGUCGGGGAGUUUGGAGUCAACGACUACGCCUUCAUCUUCUCGGCGAACAAGACCGAGGCCGAGGUGCGGUCGUACGUGCCGAAAGUUGUCAGGACCAUCGCCUCGGCCGUGGAGAGGCUCAUCAACAACAAUGGCGCGGCGUACGUGGUGGUGCCGGGGAACCCGCCGAUCGGGUGCUCGCCGGCCAUCCUCACCCUGCGCCAGAGUCCCAACGCGGCCGACUACGACCGCAUCGGCUGCCUCCGCGACGUCAACGACGUGGUCAGGUACCACAACGCGCUGCUCCGUCGGGCCGUCGUUGGUCUCAGGGCCAAGCACCCCCACGCCACCAUCAUCUUCGCCGACUUCUACACACCGAUCCGCAGGAUCCUCGAAAACCCCGACCAAUUCGGAGUCGUCAGCGACGUUCUGAAGGCGUGCUGCGGAACCGGCGGCGACUACAACUGGAACGCCAGCGCCGUGUGCGGCAUGCCCGGGGUGGCGGCGUGCCGGGACCCGUCGGCGUACGUGAGCUGGGACGGGGUGCACUUCACGGAGGCCGUGAACCAGUACGUCGCCGAGGGCUGGCUCCAGGGGCCCUACGCUGAUCCGCCCAUUCUGAGAGCUACUAUCAAGCACUAGCUUCCAGCCGGGCCGGAACCGUCAACCAUUGAUGCAUUCAAGAAAGCUUACCGAUAAAAUAAGUUAAUAAACAUAUGAAUGAAUCUGCUUUUGAUUUGCCAUGAAAUGAAACACGCAAAUUAUGGA
Molecule: messenger RNA, 1800 nt
Organism: Setaria italica (foxtail millet)
Lineage: Eukaryota; Viridiplantae; Streptophyta; Magnoliopsida; Poales; Poaceae
Product: GDSL esterase/lipase At5g45910
Exons: 4
Coding region: 529-1674 (381 amino acids)
Molecular function (GO): hydrolase activity, acting on ester bonds
Source: RefSeq, a predicted model, not a curated record